UUAUAAGCGGGCGCGCGCGGGGUGGUGGGGAAUGGUGGGGAAGGUGUGGCCUUGGUGCCAGUUGCUGCGGUUGUCUAGACGCGCUUGACGAUGUACUCAGUACGGCACUGGUCCGAGUACACGUGCUUGUUGUCGCUAACGGACCCUUUAACCGAACCGAUGCACAAAUCGCUCGUCAGAUAGAAGUCGAGCUUGCCCUUGGCGUCCUUGCGACCACUUCCGGGAAUCUGGACGUUCUGGCGCUGGCCGCCCUUGUUAUCAUCUAAGACACAAUUUUGCAUCUGAAUCGGGCUUCCACCGCUGGAGUAGCCGUUGUUCCUGCCGUAGAGGGCGACACAGCCGUUGUAGUCGCCGCUUUUGGAUUUGAAGCGGAGGCGGCUGAGCGUGCGGCAACCGUUGGGGCGGCCGGAGGGGGCCCAACCUCGGAUAUUGGCGCUGAACCUGCUAGGGCUCGGUUUAGCCGCUGUAAACCACGACAACGACGCAUUACUUGUUAAAGAGGCAGAGUUGGCUACGGCGCGGCGCCUUGGUACAUCAGAAGUACACAUUCUUGCCAUACAGGGCAAUCUCGCAACCACGUAUGAAGAGCUUGGACGGUUUGAAGAGGCCGUUCGUCUGCGACAGGACGUAUGUUCAAGACGUCUGGAGCUUUUUGGCGAGGAAAGUGAAGAUACCCUCAUGGCAAACAACAACUACGCGGCGACGCUGCAUGACCUGGAGCGCUUCGAAGAAGCCAAAUCACUUUUUCAAAAAUCGAUACCCGUGGCGCAACGUGUUCUCGGAGAUAGUAAUGCUCUCACGCACAGGAUGAAGUGGAAUUACGCGAAGGCGCUCUACAAAGACGACGGCGCUACGCUCGAUGAUCUCCACGAGGCGCUGACGACGCUCGAGGAGACGGCGCGGCUCGCGCGGCGCGUCCUCGGGAGCGCGCAUCCGCUCACCAAGGACAUAGAGGCCGAACUACCAAAGUCGCGAGCCGCGCUCCGCGCCCGCGGGACGCCGCCGGGGAGCGCGUAAACGGUGUACUAACAAAAC
Messenger RNA from Pelagomonas calceolata, 1035 nucleotides. The record is from the annotation of a GenBank genome assembly. Lineage: Eukaryota; Pelagophyceae; Pelagomonadales; Pelagomonadaceae.